Molecule: messenger RNA, 4298 nt
Organism: Tyto alba (common barn owl)
Lineage: Eukaryota; Metazoa; Chordata; Aves; Strigiformes; Tytonidae
Gene: PRPF40A
Product: pre-mRNA processing factor 40 homolog A
Exons: 26
Coding region: 265-3300 (1011 amino acids)
Biological process (GO): mRNA cis splicing, via spliceosome
Cellular component (GO): U1 snRNP; U2-type prespliceosome
Molecular function (GO): RNA binding; protein binding
Source: RefSeq, a predicted model, not a curated record
CCCUGCGCUCGGCCCCCGCCGCCGCUUCCCCCGGUGCGAGCUCCGCGGCCCCGCCGGGCCCGCGCUCCCUCCCCCCCGCCGCUGCCGGUCCCCUCUCGCCGGGAAAGCGCCUCCGCCGGGCUACCGGGAAGCAGCCUUUUCUUCUGCGGGCUUCCCCGCCUUUUUCCCCGCCCCCGGCGCGGGGCCUCUCUCCAUCCGCCCGGUCCUUUUUCCGGGCGCCGCCGCGGCGGAGAAGAACUCGUCGGGGCCGGGCCAGCGGUCAGGAUGUCAGGUGGGGACUCGGCGGCGGCGGCGGCCACCGCCUCCCCGCAGCCGCUCCCGUUCUCCUUGCCGAAGCCCCCUCCCCUCAUGCAGCUGACGCCGGGGGACGCCGUCCGCCCCGUCGCUUCCGCCGCCGACCAAUCGCCGAAGAGCACCCGGCUGGCGGGCCGCCCGGAUUGGCCGGCCGGGAAGCCAGUCAGCCUGCUGGCCCCGUUGCUCCCGCCCCGCGGGGAGCCCGAGCCGCUGAUGCCCUUUGGCCCCUCGUCGCGGCAGCCACUCAGAGGGCGGCUUCUUGGCAGGUGCGGCGGGGGCAGCCUCCUCAGCCCCUCGAUGCGGCCCGGCGGCGUCGACCGCGGGUCCCUCAUGAUGGGACACCCAGGCAUGCCGCAUUAUCCUCCCAUGGGAAUGCACCCUAUGGGUCAGAGACCACCAAAUAUGCCGCCCGUUCCCCACGGUAUGAUGCCUCAGAUGAUGCCGCCCAUGGGAGGACCACCAAUGGGGCAGAUGCCUGGAAUGAUGCAGUCAGUAAUGCCUGGAAUGAUGAUGUCUCACAUGUCUCAAGCUGCUAUGCAGCCUACAGUUCCGCCGGGGGUGAACAGUAUGGAUGCGCAAGUAGGUGUAACACCUCCUGGAACUCAGACAACACAUCCCGUAGUUUGCGCAGCCCAGCAAACCGCCACAACCAACAGCUCUGUUAACGAAGAGCACUCUAAACAGAAAUCUACAUGGACCGAACACAAAUCACCUGACGGAAGAACAUAUUACUAUAAUACUGAAACAAAGCAGUCUACAUGGGAGAAGCCAGAUGAUCUCAAAACUCCUGCUGAGCAAUUGUUGUCUAAAUGUCCUUGGAAGGAGUAUAAAUCUGAUUCUGGAAAGCCCUAUUACUAUAAUUCCCAAACAAAAGAAUCACGCUGGGCAAAACCCAAAGAGCUGGAGGAUCUCGAAGCAAUGAUUAAAGCUGAAGAAAACAGCACAAAGCCCGAAGACUCGGCUCCGGCGGCGGCCGCUCCGGCUGCUGCAGCAGAAGCAACGAGCGCCGCCGCCGCCGCCACCGACACGGCCGCGGCCGUAACUACCGCCGCCGCCGCUUCCGCCGCGGCCGCCCCCGAAGCAGAAACUGCUGCAGCCUCUGUGGCAGAAAACGAGAGCGCCGGCACGGCCGCGGCCGAGGACCAGGGACAAGCAGCUUCUGCGCCCGCUGUGCAGGAACAGAGCGGGGAGAGUGCAGCCAGCGCAGCCGACGACUCUUCCAAGCAGGAGGCCUCAGCAGAUGGUGCUGCAAAGAAGGAGGACGAUGAUGCCCAACCAGUUAAAAAAACCUAUACAUGGAAUACAAAGGAAGAAGCAAAGCAAGCAUUUAAAGAACUGUUAAAGGAAAAGCGAGUACCAUCCAAUGCUUCUUGGGAGCAAGCUAUGAAAAUGAUCAUUAAUGAUCCCAGAUACAGUGCUUUGGCAAAAUUAAGUGAAAAAAAGCAAGCCUUUAAUGCUUACAAAGUUCAGACAGAAAAAGAAGAGAAAGAAGAAGCAAGAUCAAAAUACAAAGAAGCUAAAGAGUCCUUCCAGCGUUUUCUUGAAAACCAUGAAAAGAUGACAUCCACAACAAGAUACAAAAAAGCUGAACAAAUGUUUGGGGAGAUGGAAGUCUGGAAUGCAAUAUCUGAGCGUGAUCGUCUUGAAAUUUAUGAAGAUGUCUUGUUCUUUCUGUCUAAGAAAGAGAAGGAACAAGCCAAACAGUUACGAAAGAGGAACUGGGAGGCUUUGAAGAACAUACUAGAUAACAUGGCUAAUGUCACUUACUGUACUACUUGGUCGGAGGCUCAGCAGUAUCUGAUGGACAACCCUACAUUUGCAGAAGAUGAAGAACUUCAGAACAUGGAUAAGGAGGAUGCGCUGAUCUGCUUUGAGGAACAUAUCAGGGCACUGGAAAAAGAGGAGGAAGAAGAAAAACAGAAAAGCUUGCUUAGAGAAAGAAGGCGGCAGCGUAAAAACAGAGAAUCUUUUCAGCUAUUUUUAGAUGAACUGCACGAGCAUGGGCAAUUACAUUCAAUGUCCUCUUGGAUGGAGUUGUACCCAACCAUAAGCUCCGACAUCAGAUUCACUAAUAUGCUUGGUCAACCUGGAUCAACAGCCCUUGAUCUUUUCAAGUUCUAUGUUGAAGACUUGAAAGCACGUUACCAUGAUGAAAAGAAGAUAAUAAAAGAUAUCUUAAAGGAUAAAGGAUUUGUCGUCGAAGUGAACACUUCUUUUGAAGAUUUUGUUACGGUCAUCAGCUCCACUAAAAGAGCUACUACAUUAGAUGCAGGAAAUAUCAAGCUGGCUUUCAACAGUCUGCUAGAAAAGGCAGAAGCCCGUGAAAGAGAGAGGGAAAAAGAAGAAGCUCGUAAAAUGAAGCGGAAAGAGUCUGCCUUCAAGAGCAUGUUGAAGCAAGCGACUCCUCCAAUCGAACUGGACGCUGUCUGGGAAGAUAUCAGAGAUAGAUUUGUGAAGGAACCAGCCUUUGAAGACAUCACCCUGGAGUCUGAAAGAAAAAGAAUAUUUAAAGAUUUCAUGCAUGUACUAGAGCACGAGUGCCAGCACCAUCAUUCGAAGAACAAGAAGCAUUCUAAAAAGUCUAAAAAACAUCACAGGAAGCGGUCUCGUUCCCGUUCGGGCUCGGAGUCCGAGGAUGAUGACAGCCACUCCAAGAAGAAGAGGCAGCGUUCGGAAUCUCGAUCCGUUUCUGAGCGUUCUUCCAGUGCAGAAUCUGAGAGAAGUUACAAGAAGUCAAAAAAACACAAGAAAAAGAGCAAGAAGAGGAGACACAAGUCUGAUUCACCGGAGUCGGAUAUUGAACGAGAAAAAGACAAAAAAGAAAGAGAGAGAGAGAGCGAAAAGGAUAGAGCUAGACAAAGAUCUGAAUCAAAACAUAAAUCUCCUACUAAAAAACGACCUGGAAAAGAUUCUGGGAACUGGGACACGUCUGGCAGCGAACUGAGCGAAGGGGAGUUGGAAAAACAGAGGAGGACACUUUUGGAACAACUGGAUGAAGAUCAAUGAGAACAUUAUUUAUACCAAAUAUGUUUACAUUGUGGCAUAAUAAAAGAAACCAAUGUCUAAUUCAGGACGUGGGUUCUGAUAUCCCAAGUUCCACUGUUGCGCUGACAGUGGGCGUGUUCAUUUUCCCCACAUCAGUCCAUUCAGAUUACUUUUAUUACAUCGAAUCUAGAAAAGCAAAUGAAAUUCUGAGUGCAAGGGCCCCAGGGGCCGUCCUGGGCAGGCUGGGGGCUGGGUGCUGGAGCGGCGUCGCAGGCCGGGGGAAGUGUUGGCACCUUUCUAGCAAAGCGUCGCUGCAGCGCCGCCCUUCCUAGAAAGGCAAGAACGCUGCUCUUCCCGCCCAGGGUAGGCAGGUAAAAUUUAAUUUUUAGAAAGAGAUUCUUAAUAUAGUUUCUUGCGGUUUAAUUUCUUUUACGGAUUUGUUUUUAUUUUGGAAAGUGGGGAAGGGGGGGGGGCGGGAAGGCAAGGGAAAGGGGAGUCACGAAUCCAUUUCUUGAUCUGUACUGCUAAAACAAUAUCAGAUAUUGGGACCUGCUCUGUUGUGAACUGCCUCGCUGGCCAAACCCGCGCUGAGCUUUUGUACAAAGACUCGAGUUCCUGGCUGGAGGUAAAUUGAAGGUAAAUUUUCCAAGGCCUGGGCGAGGCGAGCUGUGUCCCGGCCGCCGCUCGCCUUCCCCUCGCCCCCCCCCCCCCGCCCGUUACCCCAGCGGUUUGCCUUCCGCGCUAAGAAAAGAUGACAAAAUCAAAUUGUAACUGAAUUUCGAUGUGUUGCCUUAAGAACCUGCUGAGGGAAUGUACCACCCCGUCUCAGCGGCCGCCUCCAGCCCGUCCCCCGCGGGGGGAGGCGGCGGCUUUGGCCCCUGGUUUGCGGGUGGAGGGAAGGUUUCGCCAGCCCCGCGCGCUGAGCGGCCGCCGCUGCUGUGGGACGCACUCGCAAACCUCUGAUGGGAAUAUUUUUGUAUAUUUUUAUCAAUUAUUAAACCUUGUCUUCUGGUGUGUUA